CAAAUGAUUCAUUUCUUAUCGCCUUAUAUGGUAACAUAAAUCGCUUUUUUUCCCAAGGUGCAAAACGAGGAAGUCCGUUGAAUAAAACAAGUGUGGAUUUUAAAGUCUUCCCAGUCAUUAGUUGUAACAGGGAUAGAAAGGUUGUAACCAGUUUAGAAAAUUAAAUAAAUUCAAAAUGUGUGACGAUGAUGUAGCAGCUUUGGUAAUUGACAAUGGAUCAGGAAUGUGUAAAGCUGGAUUUGCAGGAGAUGAUGCUCCAAGAGCUGUAUUUCCAUCAAUUGUCGGAAGACCCAGACAUCAGGGUGUAAUGGUUGGUAUGGGACAGAAAGACAGCUACGUUGGUGAUGAAGCCCAGAGCAAGAGAGGAAUCCUUACAUUGAAAUACCCAAUUGAACACGGAAUUGUCACAAACUGGGACGAUAUGGAGAAGAUCUGGCAUCACACUUUCUACAACGAACUCCGUGUAGCACCAGAAGAACAUCCAGUUUUACUGACAGAGGCUCCACUCAACCCUAAAGCCAACAGAGAAAAGAUGACCCAAAUUAUGUUCGAAACCUUUAACUCCCCAGCUAUGUACGUUGCCAUUCAGGCCGUAUUGUCUUUAUAUGCUUCUGGACGUACAACUGGUAUUGUGUUGGACUCUGGUGAUGGUGUAUCCCACACUGUACCCAUCUACGAAGGUUAUGCCCUUCCUCAUGCUAUUAUGAGGUUGGAUCUUGCCGGACGGGAUCUCACAGACUAUUUGAUGAAAAUUCUAACAGAACGUGGAUAUUCUUUCACAACCACAGCCGAAAGAGAAAUCGUUAGAGACAUUAAAGAAAAAUUGUGCUAUGUAGCUUUAGACUUUGAACAAGAAAUGUCCACAGCUGCAUCAUCAUCAUCAUUAGAAAAAAGCUACGAAUUACCUGACGGACAGGUUAUCACUAUCGGUAAUGAAAGAUUCAGGUGUCCAGAGGCUAUGUUACAACCAUCUUUCUUAGGAAUGGAAUCAUCAGGUUUACAUGAAACAACAUUCAACAGUAUCAUGAAAUGUGAUGUUGAUAUCCGUAAAGACUUGUACGCUAAUACCGUUUUAUCUGGUGGUUCAACCAUGUACCCAGGUAUUGCCGACCGUAUGCAGAAAGAAAUCACAGCACUUGCUCCAUCAACAAUGAAAAUCAAAAUUAUUGCUCCACCAGAAAGAAAAUAUUCCGUAUGGAUCGGUGGUUCCAUCUUAGCUUCACUCUCAACCUUCCAACAGAUGUGGAUCAGCAAACAGGAAUACGACGAGGCAGGUCCAUCCAUUGUCCACAGAAAGUGCUUUUAAACUGCUCAGAACAACUAAUUGUUAUGUUAUAUUUUAUGUACAAACAGCAUCCGUUUGUAUCAUUGUUAGAUUCAAACUAUUUUUCUAUCAUUUUUAUAAAGUUCAUUGUUGUACAAAAAUAAAACCAUAAAAUCCG
Mytilus trossulus (common blue mussel) is the source of this 1442-nucleotide messenger RNA. RefSeq names its product actin-3-like. The record is from RefSeq and is a predicted model, not a curated record. The coding region runs from base 176 to 1306 and encodes 376 amino acids. The transcript is spliced from 2 exons. Lineage: Eukaryota; Metazoa; Mollusca; Bivalvia; Mytilida; Mytilidae.